AUGCUUGUUCGAACGUUAUUUCGCAAUGGAUCUGUUUCAGCCAAUCGUUUGACUACUAAUGGUAUUUUUACUAGAUCCCUAUCAUACACAAGAUAUCCGUUAAAUGAACACAGUAACACCAACUCUCCUCUUUUCGGCAGUCUGAACAAAGAUUUCGAUAUUGAAAAGGACCAUAGCCCAAAUAAGUUAUCUAACAGGCUGGCUACUGAGCAGCCAAGCGUUGAAAAAAAAUCUACAGAUGAAACUGAAGUUACAUUAGAAAGUGAUAGAGAAUUACAAAACUAUAUCAAGACGACUAGAGCCCCUGAGAAGUUAGCAACUGAUAUAUUAUUAUCUCCAUUAAAAAAAAGAAUCUAUGAAGAAAAUUGUAAGAUUAAUGGUGGUUUCUACAAGAAUAAUACCGUAGUUACGUUACCAGAGACAAAUUUAGAAUAUAAGUUGCAUCUUUCAAGGAAGGAAAUUGAAGUCUUAGAACCUUCAAUUUAUCUGAAAUCAUUCAGGAUUAAAUCUUCAAUGAAAAAGACCAAUAUAUUCCUGAGAUUAUUAGGUGGAUUAGAUGUGAAGAAAGCGUUGACUCAAUGUCAUUUUGCAAAGAAAAAGGUUGCUCGUGAUGUAGCUGGUCUACUGGAAAAAGGAAUGACGGAUAGCAAUAAGUUGGGUUUAAACCCUGAUGACUUAUAUAUAUCUCAAAUAUGGACAGGGAGUGAUGGGUCGUGGACUCAAAGAUUAGACUAUAAAGCAAGAGGUAGAGUUGGAAUUAUAAGGCAUAGGUAUGUUCAUGUGAGAUGCAUAUUGAAGACCAAAAGCAUAACGAAAAAAAGAUUAGAGUAUGAGGCUAGCUUAAAGAAACAAAAACGGAAAGCGUGGAUUCAACUAGAUGAUAAACCUGUACGCGGCGUAACCGGCGGCGUAUAUAAAUGGUAA
Naumovozyma dairenensis CBS 421 is the source of this 924-nucleotide messenger RNA. It is a transcript of the gene MRPL22, whose product is annotated as mitochondrial 54S ribosomal protein uL22m. Bases 1 to 924 code for a protein of 307 amino acids. Gene Ontology annotation, cellular component: ribosome; mitochondrial large ribosomal subunit. Gene Ontology annotation, biological process: ribosome assembly; translation. Lineage: Eukaryota; Fungi; Ascomycota; Saccharomycetes; Saccharomycetales; Saccharomycetaceae. Gene Ontology annotation, molecular function: structural constituent of ribosome. The transcript has a single exon. The record is from RefSeq and is a predicted model, not a curated record.